AUGUACCGACCAGCUGCCAGAACGCUGCUGCGGAGCGCAGCUCAGAGCUCCCUUGCACCUGCCCGGACACAUGCAGGACGGCGGUUCGCGAGCACAACGCCAGCCGAUGGCCGACGGAGUUGGAAGAGCAGUGCUUUGAGAUGGGGUAUCGCGGUUGCUGGCAUCUAUUACUACAACACCAGCCCGGUCUUUGCGGAGCAGCCACAGCACAAUCUCCUUAAUCCCAACCUCGAAUCUCUCGAAGACUCGGAAGACCAGCAGCUAUCGUUAGAAUCACUGACCAGCCGGCGCGCACGGGAAGCCGAGAAGAACAAGAACGCCGCUGCCCUGCACUCCGCCGCCGAUGUCCUUUCCUCGGAGAAUGCCUCGACUACGGUCGUCGGUGAACAUGAAGCACCGCUCAGCACGGGCGAACUAGACGGCGCAGCGGGACUCGAGGAAGAGGCGGGGCAACAGGGCGCGUUCAAUCCGGAGACGGGCGAGAUCAACUGGGACUGUCCGUGCCUGGGUGGCAUGGCAGACGGUCCUUGCGGGCCGGAGUUCAAGGAAGCGUUCUCGUGCUUCGUGUUCUCGAACGAAGAGCCCAAGGGCAUGGACUGCAUCGACAAGUUCCAAAACAUGCAGCAGUGCUUCCAGCGACAUCCCGAGGUCUACAAGGGCGAGCUGGAGGAUGAAGAGCUUGAUGCCGAGUUGGAGGGCGAGAGGCAGGAGCUGGUCAAGGAGAUUGCCGAGAGGAAGGCGCAGCAGGAGCAGCGAGAGGCUUCUGCAGAUGGAAUUGGUCAGCGCAGGCUUUUGGAAGAGCCUGCUCCAGCAGUCGCUCAGCCCGCGGCUAAGUCUACGAAGAAGUCGAAGGAGAAGGAGAAGAAGGAGAGUCAUGGUGCAAAGCAGGCUGCUGCGCCUGAAGCUCAAACAGCGACAACAGCGCCAUCCGAACUUUUGUCAGACAACGAGGUAGCCCAUGAUGCUCCCUCGGCUACACUCAAGAAAGCAGCGCCGUCAUCACAGCCGGCGGCCGACGAGUCGGUUAUCUCAGAAGGAGACCUUGUCCCAAAAGCAGCUCAUGACGCCAGAGAACAAGUGGGGGUUCCCGAGCACAAGGCCGAGAACUAA
Molecule: messenger RNA, 1110 nt
Organism: Exophiala aquamarina CBS 119918
Lineage: Eukaryota; Fungi; Ascomycota; Eurotiomycetes; Chaetothyriales; Herpotrichiellaceae
Exons: 2
Coding region: 1-1110 (369 amino acids)
Biological process (GO): protein import into mitochondrial intermembrane space
Cellular component (GO): mitochondrial intermembrane space
Molecular function (GO): protein-disulfide reductase activity
Source: RefSeq, a predicted model, not a curated record